GUAUCACUGGCUGCUGAGAUGUACGAACUUCCGGUUCUCCUGGCAGCUGCCGCUGCUACUGCUGCUGCCCUUACCACCUGCCACGGCUGGGCCUCAGUUCAGGAUUUAGUCACUUCUUCGUUCUCCACUGCGCCCAUGGUUCCUCCUGGAGCCAGGGCGGCGGGCCCGGAGGCUCCCGCGUGGUGAGAGGCCAGUCCGGGGACGAUGAAGGCCCCGCACUGCAGGUGCUGCCUCAGUCACCUCCUGGCCUCUGCCUUCCUGCUGCUACUACUGCUGCCAGGUUUGGGAGGGCCUUUGGGUGUGCUGCUGCAGGCAGCCAAGGUCGCGCCGGACCCUGGGCCUCCGGGCCGCGGGCCGCGGACCCAGUCGCCCCUGCCUCCGGGCCCCACCGCCGCCCAGCCCCCGGGCCGCGCUCCUGCAGAAGCUGCAGGGCCGAGGGGCUCUGAGGGCGGCAAUGGCAGCAGCCCCCGAACGGGACUUGAGGCAGAAGACUCGGGAGGGAAGGCCGGGGAAGAAGACUCAUUGGGUGGCAGCCUUGCUGUGAGCCCCAACCCCGGCGACAAGCCUAUGACCCAGAGGGCCCUGACCGUGUUGAUGGUGGUGAGCGGCGCGGUGCUGGUGUACUUCGUCGUCAGGACCGUCAGGAUGAGAAGAAGAAACCGAAAGACUAGAAGAUACGGAGUUUUGGAUACUAACAUAGAAAACAUGGAGUUGACACCUUUAGAACAAGAUGAUGAGGAUGAUGAUAACACAUUGUUUGAUGCCAAUCAUCCUCGAAGAUAAGAAUGUGCCUUUUGAUGAAAGGACUUCAUCUUUCUACAAUGAAGAGCAGAAUUUCUAUGUUUAAGGAAUAAGAAGCCACUUUAUCACUAGGGGCGGGGUAUUUAAGUUAUAUAUAUUAUGAGAACCUAUAAUUUGUUGUUGCAAUAAAUACUGUAUCAUUUUGUUAUGUC
This is a messenger RNA of Hyaena hyaena (striped hyena), 953 nucleotides long. It is a transcript of the gene FAM174A, whose product is annotated as family with sequence similarity 174 member A. Lineage: Eukaryota; Metazoa; Chordata; Mammalia; Carnivora; Hyaenidae. The transcript has 3 exons. Bases 205 to 783 code for a protein of 192 amino acids. The record is from RefSeq and is a predicted model, not a curated record.